AUGGCCUACUACAGGAAGUGCAUGGAGCUCGCCGUCGAGCAGCUGGACAAGUUUCAGCCUGAGAAGGACCACCCGGAGCAGUUCCUGGAGACCGUGUCUGCCUCGCUGCAGGCUCUGAGCCCGCAGAAGCAGGCCUUUGUUCUGGAGCUCCUGUCCGGGUGUCUGGAGUACCAGAAGCUGCUGACCAUCGUGGUGGAUGCCUUCUACGUGCGGGCUGGCCGGCUCUGCCUGUGGGCCGACUACAGCCUCUUCGAGGUGACCUGCUACCUGGCCACCUUCCAGCUGGAGGAGCUCGGCUUCCCACUCUUCUGUGACAUCAUCAGCGCCCAGCCCGUGGACAAGAUGCGCAAGUUCCUCGGGUUCUUCUUCAACCCCGUAAACCUGUGUUCCUGGAUCAAGGACGAGUGGAGCCUCAUUUACGAGACAAACUAUGUGAAGGAGAACUGGAUCGACCCCCUGAUGAGAUGGCAACCAAAGGUCCAGGAGCUGAUCAGCCAGCUGGAGGGAGUGUCGGCGUGUCAAGUCCCCCUUCUGAAGUCCAAGGCUAAGGCCACAGAGCCCAAGGAGUUCAACCUGACCGCCCCCAGGCCCCGUGCCAUCCCAAUGCCAGAACCAGUUCCCAGCUUGGCCAAAAUGAAAGCAGUGCCUCGGAGCACCUACCAGGUGCCCAAGGAGCAGCAGCAGCUGGAGAUGAUCAAGAGAGACAAUCGCCGCAGGGCCGAGGAGCUGCUGCUGAAGGCGAACGUGGAGGAGCUGCGGUGCGCGAUGCCCAGGGCCCGCGGGGAGAAGCCAGCACAGGAAUGCAAGAAGCAGCUGCAACCCCAGAUCCCACCUCGAAUUCGAAAGACUCCAAAGCUGACCUUCUACAGGCCGGACAACGUGCCCGUCAAGCUGAACACCGCGGCCAUCCUGCGGGAAGGGGCCUUAUACCAGCGGCAGGUGGAGCGAGAGCUGCAAAGGGUUGGUCAGCUUGUGGAUGGGGCCGGGGACGUCUCCGAGUUCCUCGAGUGGCAGAAGCAGAUGCUGGCCAAGGACCGGGAGGAGCAGCUGGCCGCGGACGAGUGCCGGCGGCUGCGGGGGAAGCUCAGCCAGCAGGAGGCGGUGCUGGCCCGGCACAGCCACGUGCAGGAGAACAGGCAGAAGGCCAACCAGAAGAAGGAGGAGACGGCAGCGCUGAUGCGGCAGUGUGCACAGAGGCGGCUCCAGGAGGAGCGGUCGGUGAGGGAGCGGGUGGAGCAGGUGGUGGAGGCGCAGAAGAACGUGAAGGCGGCUCAGGCGAAGCUGGUCCAGGACCGGCGGCAGAUAGUUCAGGAAGUGAUGGAGGAGAGCCGGGAGCUGCUGCAGCGCACCGCGGAGGCCGCCAGGGAGGAGCAGAGGCGGCGCUGGGAGCUCACCUCUCAGCUGCGGGCACUGGAGACACAGCCCACGCGCAAGGGCAAGCUGGUGGACCUGACCCAGAUCCCAGGGUACGGCCUGGAAGGGGAGAUGUCGGUGGUGGAGCUGCGCGAGCGCCUGGCCCUGCUCAGAGAGAGCCAGCGGCGCAAGGAGGAGGAGAAGCGGGAUGAGAUCAUCCAGGGCAGGCGCGCCAGGAGCCAGGAGCUGCGCAACACGCUGGAGCAGAUCUCGCUGUGCCGAGCGGCCAUGGGACGGGCCGCAGCCUUGAGGUGGGAGGAGAAGAAAGCGCAGGCGGCGGCCCCGGGCGACCUCUCCAAGGACGAGCGCGUGCGGGAGCUGCGGCGCAGAGUGGAGGAGCGGGCGGCCGAGCGCCGCAGGCAGGCGGCCCUGCUGCGCGUGGUGGCGCCGAGGGCAGCGCGACCCCAGGCCGCGGGUCCGGCGGAGGCGCAGCACUGGCAGGAGCUGGCGCGCAGCCGGGAGCGCAGGCUGCAGGCGCGGCAGCGCGGGGCCGCCCCUCCGGGGCCCGCGCCCCGCCUCGAGGCCGCCUGA
Molecule: messenger RNA, 1944 nt
Organism: Lepus europaeus (European hare)
Lineage: Eukaryota; Metazoa; Chordata; Mammalia; Lagomorpha; Leporidae
Gene: CFAP99
Product: cilia and flagella associated protein 99
Exons: 15
Coding region: 1-1944 (647 amino acids)
Source: RefSeq, a predicted model, not a curated record